Messenger RNA from Sphaeramia orbicularis (orbiculate cardinalfish), 1213 nucleotides. It is a transcript of the gene lgals8a, whose product is annotated as galectin 8a. The coding region runs from base 87 to 1025 and encodes 312 amino acids. Lineage: Eukaryota; Metazoa; Chordata; Actinopteri; Kurtiformes; Apogonidae. The record is from RefSeq and is a predicted model, not a curated record. The transcript is spliced from 9 exons. Gene Ontology annotation, molecular function: carbohydrate binding. Gene Ontology annotation, cellular component: cytoplasm.
AUCCUGAAAUAGUCCGCUAUGACGUCAUUUCAGGAAGUAAAUAAAAGGAAACUGAGUCGAACAUCUUCGGUGUUUUUGUGUCGAACAUGUCGGUUUCCAACCCGAGGCAGACGUUUGUGAACCCGGUGAUCCCCUUCGCCGGUACCAUCCUGGGCGGUCUGUCACCAGGAGAGAUGGUUCUGAUCCAGGGUUCGGUCCCGCCCACUGCUGACAGGUUCCAGGUAGACCUGGCCUGUGGCAGUAGUGUUUCUCCCAGGGCAGACGUGGCGUUCCACUUCAACCCUCGCUUCACUCGCUCCUCCAUCGUCUGUAACUCCCUACAAAAGGAGCGCUGGGGGCGGGAGGAGAUCCAUCACCUGAUGCCCUUUAGCCCCGCCUCCGACUUCGAGCUCAUCAUCCUGGUCCAAUCGGACUCGUUCAAGGUGGCGGUCAACGGCGCCCACGUCCUUCAGUACAAACACAGACUGGACCUGGACCGGGUCGACACCCUCCUCAUCCACGGAAAGGUCAAAGUUCAGGCCAUCGGCGUCCUUCCCAGCCAGAGUCCAGUUCGUUCUGAGGCCGAGGUGGGCGCCCGCCGGACGGAGCUGAAUCCGAUUAUCUCAUCAUCAGGAGACAUGUCGGUUCCGUUCAGAGGUGAACUGGUUCCAGGACUCAGCGUCGGACGCAGCAUCACAGUGAAAGGACUAACCAAUCACAACGCACAGAGUGUGUGUGUGAACCUGCGGGUCCAGAACAGCAGUGACAUUGCCCUCCAUCUGAACCCUCGUCUGAAUAAACAGCUGUUUGUGCGGAACUCCUUCCUGUCGGACUGCUGGGGUCCAGAGGAAAGCGGCCUCAGCUCCUUCCCCUUCUGCUCUGGACAGUACUUCGAGAUGAUCGUCCUGGUUGAAGCUCAUCAGUUCAGAGUGGCCGUUAACGGAGUCCAUCAGCUGGACUACAAACACCGGGUCCAGGACCUGAGCACCAUCGCCCAGGUGGAGGUUCUGGGAGACCUGACGCUGGAGGACGUCAGACUGCUGUGACCUGUGACCCCUGAGCCCUGACCUCUGACCCGUCACCACCCGUCUGCUUUAAAGACUCUGAAUGCAAACAGUAACUGUCUGCGUUUGUGUCCAAAUAUGGACAAUAACUGACAAUAAUCCAUCACUAAUAAAGCUCAUUUCCAGUGUCUUCUGGAUUCAACUCCAUGUCUGGAACAUUUUUUUGGCUG